Gopherus evgoodei (Goodes thornscrub tortoise) is the source of this 4372-nucleotide messenger RNA. Its product is annotated as zinc finger protein RFP-like. The record is from RefSeq and is a predicted model, not a curated record. Gene Ontology annotation, molecular function: zinc ion binding; protein binding. The coding region runs from base 65 to 1519 and encodes 484 amino acids. NCBI's taxonomy places the organism in Eukaryota, Metazoa, Chordata, Testudines, Testudinidae. The transcript has 7 exons.
AGCUUCAGGAAGUAGAUAAGCGCAGCUCAACUCUGGGUGCAUUUUUGCCCUGCUGCUGGGUACAAUGGCUGCUGCAAAUCCAGCCAAAACGCUCCAGGAGGAAGCUACUUGUUCCAUCUGUCUGGAUUAUUUUAAAGACCCGGUGAUGAUUAUAGACUGCGGGCACAAUUUCUGCCGAGCCUGCAUCACCCAGUGCUUGUGGGGAUGGGAGACAAACCUCUCCUGCCCUUGCUGCAGGGGCAGCUUUCUCCAGAGAAACCUCAAGCCAAACAGGCAGCUGGCCAACGUGGCAGAGGUGACCAGACAGCUCAGCCUGCGGCUGUUCAAAGAGCCCCGAGGGCAUGGGGUGUGUGAGAAACACCUGGAGGCUCUGAAACUCUUCUGCGAGGAGGAUCAAACUCCCAUCUGCGUGGUGUGUGAUAGAUCCAAGGAGCACAGAGCUCACACGGUGGUUCCCAUAGAGGAGGCUGCCCAGGAGUACAAGGUGCAGAUUCAGAGCCACCUGGAGAUUUUGAAGAAAGAGAGAGCUGAGAUUCUAGAGUUUCAAUCAAGUGGGAAAAUGAAAAGCCAGGAACUUCUGAAAGAAGUGGAAGCCGAGAGGCAGAAGGUUGUGUCUGAAUUUCAGCAGUUGCGCCUGUUUCUGGAGGACCAAGAGAAACGCCGGCUGGGCUGGCUGGGCGAGCUGGACAAGGAGAUUGUGAAGAUGAGGGAUGAAAAUGCCACCAAAUACUCUAAGGCACUCUCUUGCCUCGGCGAUCUGGUCUGUGAGAUGGAGGGGAAGUGCCAGCAGCCAGCGAGUCAGUUCUUGCAGGUCAUCAGAAGCACCUUGAGCAGCUGUAAGAAGGGGAAGGAGAAGUUUCAAAAUCCAACAGCAGAGUCUCCUGACUGGAGAAGAAGAAUCAAAGAACUUUCUCAAGAAACCGUAUCGCUACAGGAUGCUGUGAGGAAAUUCAAAGAGUCUCUGUCAUCUGAAACUGUGUUGAAAUCAGCAAAUGUGAGUUUUGAUCCAGCCACGGCUCAUCCCCGCUUCGUCGUGUCCAACAGACGGAAAAGCGUGAGAUGGGGAGACACGCGGCAGGAUCUGCCCUAUAGUCCUAAGAGAUUUGAUCCUUCUCGCUGCAUGCUGGGCUGUGAGGGAUUCACCUCGGGGAAACAUUGCUGGAUGGUGGAAGUGGGGGAUGGGGGAAACUGGGCCGUGGGGGUGGCCAGAGAGUCUGUGAGGAGGAAGGGAGAGAUCAGAUUGGACCCUGAGGGGGGCAUCUGGGCCAUGGGGCUCUGCAGAGGCCAGUACCGGGUUCUAACCUCCCCUGUGACUCUUCUGACCCUGAGCAGGAGCCCCACGAGGAUUCUGGUUUGUCUGGAAUAUAAAGAGGGAUUGGUGACAUUUAUAGAUGUCGAUAGCAUGACCAGGAUAUUUUCAUUCCCAUCAGCUUCUUUUACAGGGGAGAAAAUCUUCCCUUUUUUCCGGGUUGGGGAUAUGCAGACGCACCUCAAGCUACUCCCUUGCAUCACAGGGUAACACCAGGCCUCAGGGCUCUGUACUGAGAGCGUCCUUGACAGAAGGAGAUGACCGGGUUACAUGGGCCAAACUCAUUGGCCUUGUCCAUGCUACAGGGAUGUUUGCGACAUAGCCAGCUUGCCCCAUAACUAUGCUAGGAUAAUCCCAUAGUGUAGAUGCAAUCGAUGCCAACAGAAGGGGCUUUGCCAUCAGUGUAGGAACUCCCUCUCCCCAAGCGAAAGAUAACUACAUUGAUGGAAGCCUACUUCCGUUGCCUUAGCUGCGUCCAUGAUGGGGGUUAGGUUGGCAUAGCUACAGCGUACAGGUGUGUGUUUUUUCCCGCAACCCUUCCCGAUGCAGUGUGUCAACCUAACUUUUUAAGUGUGACCCAGGCCAUUGUCUCAGGGAUUGUUCGGCCUGUUUCCCCUCCAACCUCUGCAGGUUCUCAAGGAUCGUCUGUCUGCCAGCUCAGAGUAUGAGAGAGGGGAACCUGGGGUGGGGGAGAGAGAAGGAAAUGAGGUAUAGAGAGAGAAGCCCAAGAAAGAGGAAGUGGAGAUGAGGGAGGGAAAUGGUGAGUAGAGAAGGGAAACCCAGAGAAGAGAAGAUGUGGACUGGAGGGGGGAAGCUUGGGAAGCGUGCGGGAUUUGAGAACAAACAGAAAAGAUGAAAGGGGCAGGGGUGUGAUUACACCGUGUGAAUUACACUCACUUUAUGAUGAGUGGGAAGGUGAAGAUCACAUGCCUGUGCACUUGGUGGGAUCCUUCGCCUGAGCAGAGUCCUUGAGGGUACUUCUACACUAGAGUGGCACAGCUACAGUAGGGUUGCCAACUUGGUAAUAUUUAAAAAACGGGUGCUCCAGCUGGAGUGCCAGAAUGUCCCCUUCCCCACCUCUUUCCCCCAAGGCCCUACCCCUGCCCCACCUCUUCUCCCCCAAAUCCCAAUCCCUGCCCUGCCUCUUCCCCUGAGGACCCACCCCUGUCCACUCCUCUUCCCCGUCACUUACUGCUUUUCCCCUCUCAAACCUGAGUCAGCAGGGACUCACCUGCAGAGCCAGGGCUGGGAACUGUAGUCACCUGACACAGGUAGAAGGUGGCCCUGGCUGAGUAGGGUCUGGUACGGGUGAUGACCGAGCACCUCCCCACUUCCCCUGCCCUCAAUAACCAGACUUUGAGAGUCCAGUCAGUAGAUGUGAUUGGACACUAUCAGGUCCCCUGUUCGACCGGAAACCGGACACCUGGCCAUCCUAAACUACGGCGCUGCAAUUUUGCCACUGAAGGGAGCCCCAGAGUGUAGAUGCUUCCAACAUCGAUGGAAGGGGGUUUUGCAUUAACGUAGUUAAUCCACCUCUCCGAGAGCUGGCAGCUAGGUCAACAGAAGAAUUCUUCCAUCGACCUAGCCGCGUCUGCGCCAGGGGUGAGGUUGACCUAACUACAGCCCUCAGGAUACAACAUUUUUCACAGCCAAGAGAGACGUAGUGAGGCCAAUCCAAGUUUUAAGUGUAGACCCGGCCUAACUUUACAUACACAUCUGGUAAACACAAGAGCCUUAACGUCAGGUUUGGGCCCAGGCCCUGGUUGGCUCCUUCCAGGGAGGACAAGAAGGAUGUCAUAAAAACAGCUCCUUGCCUUGAAUUCUUGUGCAGCAUCCGUCUGGAAUCCCAGAUUCCCAGUGGGGAGUCUAGAACCCGCUCCAUCCACACAAGCAGCGAUUGCUGAGUGUGCUCUGAGAAUGUGAAAGCACUCGCUGAAAGGACUGUUUUUAUGAAAGGUUUCAGCUAGUCACUUAGAACUCCAUUCAUUUUUUUUUUUUUAAAGGAAUGGAGGCCCAGUUUUUCAGGCUUCUCAGCAGUCACAGUUGGGGCCAGAUCUUCUAAAGUGCCCAGCAUUCAGAUGCACCCCGUGUGCUGAGCUUAUCUGAAAAUCUGCCUGUUUAUUUAGGUGCCUCAAUGGGAAUUUAGAUAAUCUGACCCCCCCCGCCCCGCCACCAGUUUAGGGUUGCCACCCAUUUGGGUUUUACCCAGACAGUCAAGUUUUUGGCUUCUGCGUCUGGGUGCCAUUUAGGAAAGUCAGAUCGAAAAGGGGACCUGGCAACAUUAUGGCACCAGAACCAAAAGCCAGUUUACCAUGGGGUGAGGGUUGCCUUCUACCUGCAGGCAGGCUCCUUGAGACAACCCAGCAAGGGAGAGGGGCAAGUGACAGGGGCGGAGCUUUGGGGGUGAGAGGCAGAGAAGGAGUGGAGCCUUUGGGGGAAGAGGCGGGGUAGGGGUGUGCCCUCAGGGAUCCAGUUAUCACCAAUUAGAUAGAUGGCAACCCUACCCCAGUUGUGGGUGCUGAGCCCCCCAAAAACUCCAUCCAUAGCUUCUUGACUCUCUGACCCUGGAGGACUUCAUCUGAAUCCCUCCUGCGAGCAAAAACUACAACGUGGUGUGAGAGCACCAGGGGCAGAAUCCUGCUCCCAAUUAGAAAGAAUCAUUGUAAUAAAGUUACACAUCCUCCCCUAAUCAGGCUGCUCACAAGGGGGGAUUAUUUUUCAUUUCUAAGGGAAUUUAGUCUCUUGCAGUAAGAAAUAGAAGUUAUUAUAAUGGCAGAAACUAAAGAAAGGAAACCCUGCUUUGAGCCUCUUAUGCAUUGCUUUCAGCAUGGACCAAGGAAAGAAAUUUGGGAACAUGAAUUAAAUGAGGAAUAUCUGUAGGGAAAAUUUCAUAGAUAUGCACAGAAUGAAAAACAUGGCCAAUAUCUGUUGCAUCCCAAGCGUUUCCCAUUAGGAGAAUUGGGUUUAAAGCGUUGUCAUAUGGGUUCUGUCUGUAAUUCCCAUUUCUUGGUUGGUUGGUUUGUUUUUUGGUAUCUGGCAGUAAAUUUCACUCUUUGCAAUCAA